ACCUGCAACCUCACUGACGACCGCGGCACUCUCUCGUUGACCUUGACUGCACGCCAGCCCGUUUGCUGCCCCCGACGCCGAUAAAGCUCAAGCGAUGUAUGCGUUUGCGGAUACGGCACAACAGAACCUCUUGUGCCGUUGACCACCGCCUCGUUCGCCGCCUCGUUCGCCGCCAACGCACCAAGCUUCGACCACCGCUGCCAGCUUUCUCGGUCCGCGCCCUACGCGCACCGCCUGCCGUCCGACUGCUUCACAGGUCGCUCGUCCGCUGUUCUCGCCCAAAUAAACACCCCCGGCACGCUUGGGUGCUGCGCUGGUCGCGGUUGCGGUCGCUUGAAAGGUCACGCCGACGUGCGAUCUGAUCCCACCAUCCAAAGCUCACCACGCACCGCCUCUCGCGACCAUGUUCCGCCGCCAGAGCUCGUAUGCGGCGGUGGCCUCUGGCAAUGCAGGCAGCAGCCCCUCAAACCCCGUUCCUGCUCGCUCGGGCGCCUUCUCGCACCUCGCCAACAGUGGUUCGCACCCGCACUCCAUCACCCACCCCCGCCACUCGCGCUCCUUCGAUGCCGACGGCCACCACAACAGCAUGUCUACUUCUCUGGGGCGCAGCGUAUUACCAUCAUACCCGGGUCAGUUCGGCUACCUGAAUGGCUACGGAGGAGCGCAAGAUGGAGCAACAUCCGCCUUCUUUGUGCCGUCGUAUCUCCGCGGGUCGAAGCAUGCAGAGAAGCUGGAGGAGGUGCACAAGGCGAGGAUCGCAGCCCAGCGAGAAUACCGGUCAACCCACUCGUCGAAUGCCGGAUCAUUAUCAACCAGCUCGAGCAGCGCCAACCUCCACAAGAUGGCGCCCUCGCACCGCGGCCUGUCCCACGACAUCAUAGAACGAGCGCCUAUUGUCGUCGAAGAGCCUGUCGCUCCGUGGCCGACAAGAUGGAGCGAAACGGAGAAGUUUCCGCAGAUGGAGGUGGACGACAACGGGAGACAGGCCAAGUUCGCAGGCGCACAGAAAGGGCCCGAUGAAGCAGCCUCAGUGCGCGCAGACUACCCCAUGCCCCGGCAGUGUGGCAUAUAUUACUACGAGGUCACCGUGGUGUCCAAGGGCAAGGACGGCAGAAUGAUUGGCGUCGGCUUCUCGGGCCCCAAGGUUCCUCUCAACAGGAUACCGGGCUGGGAGCCGGAUUCGUACGCAUACCACGGCGACGACGGGCAGUGCUUCAGCAACACAACCUCGGGAAAGACAUAUGGUCCCAAGUUUGGCACACUGGACGUGAUAGGAUGUGGCAUAAACUUUAGGACGGGUACAGCCUUCUUUACGAAGAAUGGCCAUUUCUUGGGGAACGCUUUCCGAGACCUAAAGCCCAAUAUGCCAUACUACCCCACCGUUGGGAUGAAGAAGCCCGGCGAGACAUUGCGCGCGAACUUCGGCCAGGAACCCUUCGCCUUUGACAUUGACAAGAUGGUGCAGGCGGAGAAGGCAUCGAUACAGUCCGAGAUUACGCGAGGUACGGGCCCGUGCAAGGAGAAGGUGUCGACAGACGAGACGCAGUUCAUACACACCUUGGUUGGGCAAUAUCUUGCACAUGAUGGAUAUGUAGAGACAGCAAGAGCGUUCGCGGAAGAAGUGAUUGAAGAAGUAAAGGCGGUGCUGAAUGACGAGAACGCGGAAAUUCCGUACCAGGAGACGGUGGAGGAUCUGGAUGCCAUAAAUCGGCAGAAAAUCCGCGCAGCCAUCCUCGACGGCGACAUCGAUAAAGCCCUCAAACAUACGACCGCAUACUACCCCUCCGUCCUCCGCGACAACGAGAACAUAUACUUCAAGCUCCGGUGCCGGAAAUUCAUCGAAAUGAUACGGAAAUGCAACGAGCUCAACGCACAAUGCCACCCCAUCCCGACUCCGCCCUCAAAACGCUCCACCACCUCCACCCUGAACAACCGAAACUCCACCGCCACCGACGAUUACGACUUCGAAAUGGAGCUGGACGAGCAGCUGGGCAUGCACAAUGGCGCUCCGCAUUGGAAUCAUCCAGAGCAUAUGGACGAUGAAGAUGAGCUGGAGGAUAAAGAAGCGAAGCUGGCGCAGUUGACGCAGGACACAAUACAGUACGGCAUGGAGCUCAAGUCAGAGUUCGCGACUGAUCCACGGAGAGAGGUCAAGAGGGCAUUGGAGGAUACGUUUGCGUUGAUUGCGUAUGAGAAUGUGAGGGAGAGCGCGCUGGCGCCGCUGCUAGAGACGGCAGGUCGGGUGCCAGUCGCGGAGGAGUUGAACAGUGCGAUAUUAGUGAGUCUCGGCAAGUCAAGUAGCGCGGCGCUCGAGCGGUUAGUGCAGCAGACGGAGGCGCUGGUGAACGAGCUCGCAGGUGAUGGCGGCCCCGGGGCGUUUAUCAACGUGCGGAGGGACUUUUUGCAGUAAUGCGAGAUGCUGCGCGAGAAUCUGGGAAGCGAGUCGGGGUUGUUUUUGCAGAGCGUGGAAGCUGGACCGGCAGCAAGCUCCCUCCAUAUGGCAAAGGAGAGUAGUAUCUAUUCUUUCAAGCACAGGAGAGGAGAUACUGGACGUGCAUGUACGGUUCGCCCGCUGUCACUAAGACCCGGGCUUGCAUCAGGUUUUCUCUCUCCUCUAGGCGCUACGGAUGGAGUUUCUACACUCGAUAGGCAGGCUAUCUGAUGCUUCUUUUGGAUGAAUACGGGAUGGGCAGCGGCGUUGCGGGUACGAUGAUAGUGUAGCGCUGUUACCUAGGUACCUGGUCGCGUAGAUGGUUCGAUUGAAUACCAACCUUACUCUACUUAC
Molecule: messenger RNA, 2785 nt
Organism: Trematosphaeria pertusa
Lineage: Eukaryota; Fungi; Ascomycota; Dothideomycetes; Pleosporales; Trematosphaeriaceae
Product: SPRY-domain-containing protein
Exons: 5
Coding region: 404-2410 (668 amino acids)
Biological process (GO): cell surface receptor signaling pathway; cytoskeleton organization
Cellular component (GO): cytoplasm
Molecular function (GO): protein binding
Source: RefSeq, a predicted model, not a curated record